Messenger RNA from Macrosteles quadrilineatus (aster leafhopper), 1572 nucleotides. Its product is annotated as dual specificity protein phosphatase CDC14A-like. The record is from RefSeq and is a predicted model, not a curated record. Lineage: Eukaryota; Metazoa; Arthropoda; Insecta; Hemiptera; Cicadellidae. Gene Ontology annotation, molecular function: protein serine/threonine phosphatase activity; protein tyrosine/serine/threonine phosphatase activity. Gene Ontology annotation, biological process: regulation of exit from mitosis; protein dephosphorylation; microtubule cytoskeleton organization. Gene Ontology annotation, cellular component: centrosome; mitotic spindle; spindle pole.
ACAUCCAUCAGCCCAAGACUCUGACGAUGGAAAAACACUAUAAUUUGGAUUUGGGCACUUUGCCCGUUGUGAGUGCCUCAGAGUUUAUCAAAGAUCGACUCUAUUUUGUAACCUUCUUACGAAUCACCAGUGGCAAGCCAAAAUCAACCGUUAAAACUCAUUACUUUUGCAUAGAUGAUGAAUUGGUCUAUGAAAAUUUUUAUUCAGAUUUCAGCCCUCUCAAUCUGGCAAUGUUGUAUAGAUACUGUACGACUGUCAACCAGAAACUCCAGAUGUAUACUACAGGAAUCAGAAAGAAAAAGAUUAUCCAUUACACCACGAUGGAUGCACAAAAACGGGUCAAUGCAGCCUACCUGAUAGGCUCUUAUGCGAUCAUCUACCUGAAGAAACCUGUUGAUGAAGUACACAAGAUUUUAUUGGGUGAGGAAUCCCCUUUCCUCAAUUUCAGAGAUGCUUCGUAUGGGACUACCCUGUACCAUAUUAACCUGAAAGACUGCCUUCAAGCUAUUCAUAAAGCCCAUGAGCUAAACUUCUUUGACUUUUCUGAUUUUGAUGUUGAAGAAUAUGAACACUAUGAGAAAGUGGAAAAUGGUGACCUGAAUUGGAUUGUACCCCAGAAGUUUAUUGCGUUUUGUGGAUCUCAUGGAAAAAGCAGAAUAGAGAAUGGCUAUCCACUGCAUUCACCAGAAUCGUAUUUUGCAUACUUUUGCAAAAACAAUGUGACAACUGUUGUCCGGCUGAACAAAAAGAUUUAUGAGGCAAGCAGGUUCACAACCGGUGGCUUUGAUCAUAAAGAACUCUUUUUCUUGGAUGGGAGCACACCCACAGAUACUAUUGUACGUCAAUUCCUGAGUAUUUCUGAGAACGCCACUGGAGUAAUAGCUGUUCAUUGCAAAGCUGGACUGGGGCGAACUGGCUCCCUGAUAGGUUGCUACAUCAUGAAGCAUUACAAAUUCACAGUUCUUGAAGCGAUUGCUUGGAUACGGAUAUGCAGGCCUGGCUCUAUCAUUGGUCACCAGCAGGAGUGGCUCAAGAUGAAAGAACCUCAGAUGUGGAUGGAAGGUGAUCAGAUGCGAAGAUUGCAAGGCCGCAGCUGUCUACCCAAGCACACGUAUGGCAUUUACAGCAUAAAGUGGAAAGAGAUGAUAAACAGAAGUCCUUUCUCCGCACAGAAGAUAAGGAAAGCAUCCGAUACGCUGUCCAGGAUCCUGCACAAAGUGGACACCAUGAAGCUUGAGGAUCAGAACGAGGGAGAAGAAGAUGGGACAUACUCUUGAAAAUAAUCCAACCUACUGUUGGAAAGAAGUAAAGUGCAAAACAACAAACCUGACCCAAGGAGAUCGUCUGAACCACAUAAAGGCGUUGAGAAGACAUCAUCCCAGAACAAUAGGAUCCAGCAACCUGUACAGCAGCAGUACCAGGAUGAACACCAGAUCAAAACAAAAUGUCAACGUUGCACCGGAGACUUGCCCAGUCAAGCUAGCGAAGGUGACUGGAUUGACAUCACCAGAAUCAACAGGCUCUGCUCUGAGCGUCAAACGCAUCUCUCGAUCCACUGUUGUCGUCAACAAA